UAACAUUGUUUACACUGCCCUAUUUAUUUUUUGUUUACAUGCAUGGGUUCAAUCAAAAAUAAAAUGACCUUUUUUCGCCAAAUAUAUUAUUUAUUUCUCACAACAUUCUAUUUUCCACAAAGUUUAAAAUUAUCUCAUGUCCGAACUGACACUCCAUACUUCAAAACGUGUAUGUGUUUUUGUCUAAUGGAGUUAUCCCCCCUGAGACCUUGUCGACUUGAGAGAGCUCAGAACUACACGUUCAUUUGACUUCAUUUUUGUAUCAUCCACUAAAGACAUUUAAAAAUUUCGAUAAAUGGGCUAUAUUCGUUAGCACACGGAUUUAUUGUUUUUACAACUUGUUGAUAUUAUUAUUAUUAUUAUUGCGUAAGCUUAACCGGCAUAACCAUCAAUAUUUAUAUUCUUUGAACAACCCUCCUUGAUUCUGAGCACCACAAGCGAGGCCGAUUUUAAAUUUCGAGUAAUUAUCUAUGGACCCCGUGACAGUGCCACAAUAGAAGUAUUAUAAACUGAUGAAAUAUAGGGUAUCAUUAUUUGUGCCAUGGCUAGAAGAACAGGAGAUUUAGCAGGAUUUAUACGAGGACUUGAAAAUAUUACCAAAGCUUUGUUUAAGUACGAGAAUAAUGAAUGGACACGAAUAUGGAACAAUUCCAGUGUGCGUACAGCUCUUGAAGAAUGUGGAGUCAAAACCAGAGAUGUCUACAGUUCAGCUCAGCAGCAAGCAGAAGACUUUCAGUCGAAUGCAAAAGCAAAAAUGUCAAAGUUUUCUGAAGAAGCUAAUAUCAUUGUUGAUAUUGUGAAGGAAAAACCACCAAGCAAGUCUGACACCAGAACACAAUCAGAUGAUACUGUUGUGAAAAGUUCCAUCCUAGAGCAGAUGCAGACAGACCAACAGUCUGACAACAGUGCUAUCACAAAUGAAGCAUCAUACCAGACCAUUCACAGUACAGAGAAGACCACUUUGCACGCGAAAAAAACAAAACCUGCAGAAACCAGUGUCAAGCAGACUGCAGCAGAGACUUUGAAAGUGUCUGUUAAAUCAGAGUCACCAAGGCCUGUGAAAAAUAUACAGACUCUGAGUUCAACAGCUCGAGAGAGACGUGUUCCAGCAUCACGAGUUAGUCGGCUUGUCAAUUAUGGAGGUUUGGCAGCUGGUUUGGGGCUUGGAGCAGUAGCAGAAAUAGCCAGAAGAUCAGUGGGCUUAGGAGAUAAAGCUGCUGGAACUGGUAUUUUAGAUACCAGCCCUUUUUUGACACAUGCAAAUGCAGAAAGAAUUGUAAACACAUUGUGCAGGGUGCGUGGAGCAGCACUCAAACUAGGGCAGAUGCUCAGUAUCCAAGACAAUUCAUUCAUCAAUCCUCAGCUACAAGCAAUUUUUGAACGGGUUCGUCAGAGUGCAGAUUUCAUGCCUUCUUCACAAAUGCUGAAAGUGUUGAACAAAGAAUUGGGACCAGACUGGAGAAGUAAGGUGUCUUCUUUUGAUGAAAAACCAUUUGCUGCAGCCUCCAUUGGACAAGUUCACCUGGCAACGUUGAACAAUGGCAGAAAAGUGGCAAUGAAAAUACAAUAUCCAGGUGUUUCCAAAAGUAUUGACAGUGAUAUCAACAACCUAAUGUCUGUGUUGAAUGUCUGGAAUAUUUUACCACCUGGAAUGUAUGUUGAAAGUGUCAUGCAGGUGGCCAGAUUGGAACUAGCAUGGGAAGUAGACUAUAUCAGAGAAGCCAAGUUCUGUAGGCUUUUCAGAGAGAUCCUGAAGCCUUACCCUGAGUACUAUGUGCCUGAAGUGAUUGAUGAGCUCAGUACAAAACAAGUCUUCACAUCAGAGUAUGUUGAGGGUAUGCCAUUGGACCAGUGUGUUGACUUUGACCAGAAGACCAGGAACAAGUUGGGAGAAGCUGUUCUAAAGCUGUGUUUGUUGGAGCUCUUUAAAUUCCAAGUUAUGCAGACUGAUCCAAACUGGGCAAACUUUUUCUACAACCAUGAGACAGGACAGGUUUACUUGUUGGAUUUCGGGGCAAGCAGAGAAUUUUCAAAACCAUUUGUGGACAAGUAUAUUUCUAUUAUAAAAAGUGCAUCACUGGGUGACACAGAUGCAAUCCUGAAGGGAUCACAAGAGAUUGGCUUUCUGACUGGAUAUGAGACUAAGGUUAUGGAAACAGCUCAUGUUGAUGCCGUGAUGAUUCUGGGGGAAGCCUUUGCCAAGGAAGGGCAAUUUGACUUUGGUGCACAGAGUACAACUCAAAGAAUACAAAACUUGAUACCAGUUAUGAUAAGACACCGCCUUACACCACCACCCAAAGAAACGUAUUCUCUUCAUCGGAAGAUAUCAGGAGCCUUCCUACUCUGUACUAAACUGAAAAGUCGUGUACGAUGUAAAGAUAUUUUUGAUGAUAUCUGGAAGGACUACAGAUUUGGAGAUGUUGACAAACUUUUGUGAUAACAGUUGCAUUUAAAAUUUUGACUUCUGUGAUUGAUAACUAACUUUAAAAGUGAAUUUGUAUGCAGUGUUUGGAACUAAAUUUAUCAGUGUAAAAGAAAAGAUGACAGAACCAGAAAAUCCAUUGUGAAUGGCUUGAAUGAGGAUGGCUUGAAUUCUGUUUACAUGUUUUCUUGUUACAAGGCAUAUCCAAGGAAAGGUGCCAGGGUGAUCUGUCCCUGACCAAAAUUAUUUUUUUAACAAUAAAAUGCCUCAUUCUUGAA
This is a messenger RNA of Gigantopelta aegis, 2700 nucleotides long. RefSeq names its product atypical kinase COQ8B, mitochondrial-like. Bases 542 to 2437 code for a protein of 631 amino acids. Lineage: Eukaryota; Metazoa; Mollusca; Gastropoda; Neomphalida; Peltospiridae. Gene Ontology annotation, cellular component: extrinsic component of mitochondrial inner membrane. Gene Ontology annotation, biological process: ubiquinone biosynthetic process. The transcript has 14 exons. The record is from RefSeq and is a predicted model, not a curated record. Gene Ontology annotation, molecular function: kinase activity.